AUUUAAUAAUAAUAAUAUUACUACAACGAAUGAGACGGUGAUAUUAUUAUUAUUGAUUCCAGUUUGAGUUGGUUCCUUACAGAAUCGGGUGUUAUUUUAGUUUUACAACGCCAGAAUAGCAUUGAACUCUUGUUUGAAAGAAAGAAAUAAUAAUAUCACAAACUUAUCGUACUGUUGGAAAGUAAAACCAAGCCUUUUCACCAAACCAGGAAUUCUCUCUCCUGCUCUUUACAGUUCCUAAGGUUUAUGUUCAAUGGUUUAUUUGACAUGGCAGGGGUUUGAUUGAUUGGAGGUAUUGAUAGACGUAAGCAGUUUGUGAUGACUUGUUUCUCUUUCUGUUUUACAAAAAAAAAAGCGUCCUCAGCUAAACAAACAUUCGAAGCUGAUGAAGGGCUUUCGGACAUCAAGAAUAUUAAUCUGUACAGUUACAAGGAAUUGCGGGUUGCCACUGAAGAUUUUAGUCCAGCAAAUAAAAUUGGGGAGGGAGGUUUUGGUUCUGUCUAUAAGGGAACUCUAAAAGAUGGCACUGUGGCUGCUCUAAAGGUAUUGUCAAGUGACUCAAGGCAAGGGGCUCGGGAAUUUUUGACAGAAAUAAAGGUGAUCUCAGAAGUAGAGCAUGAUAACCUGGUUAAGUUGUAUGGUUGCUGUGUGGAAGGAAACCAUAGGAUAUUGGUAUAUGGCUAUCUCGAGAAUAAUAGCCUUGCACAAACACUUCUUGGUAGAGGCCACAGUAGCAUCCAUUUUAAUUGGCAAACACGGUGUAAAAUUUGCGUUGGUGUUGCCCGGGGGCUUGCAUACCUUCAUGAAGACAUCCGCCCACAUAUUAUUCAUAGAGACAUCAAAGCAAGCAAUAUUCUCCUUGAUAAAGACUUAAUGCCCAAAAUUUCAGAUUUUGGCCUUGCAAAGUUCAUUCCACCUAACCUGACCCAUGUUAGUACGCGCGUUGCUGGAACAGCAGGUUAUCUGGCACCUGAAUAUGCGAUUCGAGGUCAAGUGACAAGGAAAGCUGAUAUUUAUAGUUUUGGUGUUCUGCUCUUGGAAAUUGUUACUGGGAGGUGUAACACAAACAGGCGGUUACCUGCUGAAGAACAAUAUCUUCUUGAAAAAGCAUGGUGGAUGUUUGAGAAGGGAGAAUUGCUGAGUUUGGUGGAUGCAUUACUGAAUGAUGAUUUCAAUGUUGAGGAGGCUUGCAGAUUUCUCAAGAUUGGUCUUCUUUGCACCCAAGACAUGCCAAAACUUCGACCAUCUAUGUCCACUGUUGUCGGUAUGCUACUGGGUGAAAUACAUGUAAAUGACAAGGAGAUAACAAAACCAGGCCUGCUUUCUGAUCUCAUGCAUCCAAAAGCUAAAGCUGAUAGAGGCCAGAAAUAUAAGGCUGAAAUGAAGAAUUCGACUGACAUGGCAUCUUCAGGCUUAGGAAAGCUGUAUAAUUCCUCUUCAUCAUCAGAAAACAUUUCCUCCUCAAUUGCUACCAUGACCUUCAACUCAAUAUAUGACCGAACCAAUUAAUUAGAGUACACAAUUUUAUUA
Messenger RNA from Quercus robur (English oak), 1530 nucleotides. Its product is annotated as cold-responsive protein kinase 1-like. Bases 319 to 1509 code for a protein of 396 amino acids. Gene Ontology annotation, molecular function: ATP binding; protein kinase activity. The record is from RefSeq and is a predicted model, not a curated record. The transcript is spliced from 7 exons. Gene Ontology annotation, biological process: protein phosphorylation. NCBI's taxonomy places the organism in Eukaryota, Viridiplantae, Streptophyta, Magnoliopsida, Fagales, Fagaceae.